AUGUCGGAGGUAACUUCUGACGCAAUAUUUAUCGGUUGUAACAAGCAGACUCAGGUUAGUGAUGUUCAUCGACAUGAGAAGGUUGUUGCGUUUGGUGCUGGAAAAACCAUUGCAAUGUGGAGACCUCUCAAUGAAUCGUCGAAUGGAGUCUAUCUUACGUUGAAAGGACACGAUGCGGAUGUAACGUGUGUCAAGUUUAUGGAAGAUAACAAUUAUGUGAUUUCUGUUUCUGAAGAUCAUCACGUUAAGAUAUGGGAUUUUUCGAGUUUAAAGUGUAUCCAGAGCGUCGAGCAUUAUAAGCAAACCUUAGUGGCAUUAGCUGUUGUAAAAAAUUUAUUUGUUGUAGGGAGCGCAGAUGGACUUAUCUCCAUUUGGGUGUUGCAGGAUGGAAAGUUUUGUCUGAGUACCGAGUUCUUCGUUCGUAAGGGUAUAUUCCCGCUGACAUUAGCACUCAGUGAAAUUGAUAGCAACAGCUUUUUACUUGCCAUUGGAGGUACGAGUGUCAACUUAUUUAUGUACUCCUUAACCUUUGAAGAAAACGGGUCUUUGAAAUGUGAGUUAGCCGCUGAGUUAGAAGGCCACGAAGACUGGAUUAAAUCAUUAGCAUUUCGUACAAUGGAGACUCCUGGAGAUUUCCUCUUAGCAUCGGGGUCGCAGGACAGAUACAUCAGAUUAUGGCGGAUAAGAAUAAAUGACAGGAGUGUCUACGUCGAUGAGGAUCAAGAUAGACCAAAUUUGUUGAGUAACAAGAAGUAUAAAUUUGAGAUGAGAAACAAUAUGAAAGUUGUCAUUAAUUUUGAAGCUUUGAUUAUGGGCCAUGAUGAUUGGAUUUCAUCCCUGAAGUGGCAUCAAAGUCGACUACAGUUGCUGGCGUCUACUGCAGACACAUCACUAAUUGUGUGGGAACCUGAUGAGACCUCUGGUGUUUGGAUUUGUGGGUCAAGACUAGGUGAAAUAUCAACGAAGGGUGCUUCCACCGCAACAGGAUCUUCUGGUGGAUUUUGGUCGUGCUUAUGGUUUCACUCUAAUGGCAAGGACUAUAUAUUGACAAACGGUAAAACUGGCUCUUGGAGAAUAUGGUCAUCAGAGGAUACUGUGACAUGGGAGCAAUACAUUGGUAUUUCAGGCUCUACGAAGGAGGUCACAGAUGUGGCCUGGUCUGGAACCGGCGACUAUUUAUUAGCAACCUCGUUAGAUCAAACAACGAGGCUUUAUGCGCCGUGGAUAUAUAAUGCAUCAGGAAGUAAGCGGCCGGUUGCUACUUGGCAUGAAUUCUCGAGGCCCCAGAUUCAUGGUUAUGAUAUGAUUUGUGUCGAACCAAUUUCUAACGGUAGAUUUGUAAGUGGUGGCGAUGAAAAAAUUCUAAGAUCAUUUGAUCUGCCUAAAGGUGUCUCCGAAAUUUUGCAAAAAUUUGUGGGAUGUAACUUUAAGGCGAAUGAUGGCAUAGCUGCAUCCGCAUCACUACCAGCCUUAGGUUUAUCCAAUAAAGCAGCAAGCUCUGCGGAUCAAGAAGAUAGUGAAGAUGAGGACCCUAAUUCUCGUGAGACCAACGAUACCAAAAAUAUUUCAUAUGAUCUAGCUGCUUCCUUAGGGCACCCACCGACUGAAGAUCAAUUACAGAGGCAUUUAUUAUGGCCUGAAAUUGAAAAGCUGUAUGGUCAUGGUUACGAAAUAUCCUGCGUUGAUGUUUCACCAGAUUCAUCUUUAAUUGCAUCUGCAUGCAGAUCAAAUACACCUCAACAUGCAGUUAUUCGUAUGUUUGAUACAGCAACCUGGUUAGAGUUGAAGCCAUCACUAGCUUUCCAUGCCUUGACGAUUACCAAACUUAGAUUUUCAAAGAAUGACAAAUAUUUAUUGAGUGUUUCUAGAGAUCGGAAUUGGGCCAUUUGGCAAAGAAAUUUUGAAGACAAAACAUUUGUAUUGAAAUAUAAGAAGGAAAAAGCACACAGUAGGAUUAUUUGGGAUUGUGAUUGGGCCCCAUUAGAGGCUGGUGAGGUUUUUAUUACCGCUUCGAGGGAUAGAUCUGUUAAAGUAUGGAAAAACGACAUUGCUACUAAAGAGUUUGUUUUGGACGGCACUCUCAAAUUGAUAGAAUCUGUAACAGCUGUAUCCAUUUAUGAAUGCUUAAUAGAUGGUAAGAUUCUCAUUGCACUCGGUUUAGAAAGUGGUUCAGUUUUAAUAUAUACUUUUAAUUCUGGAGCUUUCGAGUUGUUGACAAAGCUUGACGAUAGUAUAACACCAGCAGGUAAAAUAAUGAGAAUGAGAUGGUCAAAUAUGAAAAGAGAUGACAAACUAUUAUUAGCAGUAGCAAGCAGUGACUGUUCUUGCAGAAUAUAUUCCGUUCGUCUGAAUUCAAUAAAUACGUAA
Molecule: messenger RNA, 2367 nt
Organism: Zygotorulaspora mrakii
Lineage: Eukaryota; Fungi; Ascomycota; Saccharomycetes; Saccharomycetales; Saccharomycetaceae
Gene: ELP2
Product: Elongator subunit ELP2
Exons: 1
Coding region: 1-2367 (788 amino acids)
Biological process (GO): tRNA wobble uridine modification
Cellular component (GO): elongator holoenzyme complex
Molecular function (GO): protein binding
Source: RefSeq, a predicted model, not a curated record